UUCGCACUUCAAUAAAAGACGACGCUCCGUUUGCGGGCUCCCUGGAGCUGAACGGGAGGAUCACCAUACCUCGGUUCUGCUUACCGGCGCUGGAAGCAAGGUUCUGAUCAAUUGACCCACACAGCGAGAUCAUGUGACUGAACAGAGGCGUUCACAGACGCACCGUCAAACCUACUUCCACAUUAACGGAGGACAGCAGGCAGCUCGGAGCCACUGGGAUUGUACCGCUUAUUAUUGCCUCACAUUGUCAUGAAAUGAAGGGAGCAUGGGGGCUAAAGAGUCGAGGAUAGGUUUCCUGCCGUAUGACGAGGCUGUCAAGAGAGUUACUGAUGUGGAGCUGAAGCGUCUGAAAGAUGCCUUCAAGAGAACCAGUGGCCUCUCGUAUUACAUGACCCAGCAGUGCUUCUACAGAGAAGUCCUGGGAGAUGGAGUUCCACCAAAAGUAGCCGAG
Molecule: messenger RNA, 451 nt
Organism: Austrofundulus limnaeus
Lineage: Eukaryota; Metazoa; Chordata; Actinopteri; Cyprinodontiformes; Rivulidae
Product: ubiquitin carboxyl-terminal hydrolase 32
Source: RefSeq, a predicted model, not a curated record